Pediculus humanus corporis (human body louse) is the source of this 1689-nucleotide messenger RNA. RefSeq lists its product as uncharacterized. NCBI's taxonomy places the organism in Eukaryota, Metazoa, Arthropoda, Insecta, Psocodea, Pediculidae. The record is from RefSeq and is a predicted model, not a curated record. Bases 1 to 1689 code for a protein of 562 amino acids. The transcript has 10 exons.
AUGACCGAAUCAUCCGAAAGUGAAUUUUCAAAACAUCAAUACGACAACGACACGGAAGAUCAAAGUGUUAAAAAUGGUUAUAAUAAUGAUGGAAAUCCGGAAAGAAGUAAAACAUCCGUUUUCAGUUCGGAUGAAGAUACGACAUCAUCCACCAUUCUUCCAAUGCCUGAAACUUUACGUCAAAUGAGAGGAGAUUUGAAAAAAAAAAUAAAAGAUGGAAGAGAAUCUGUGGAAGUGGAAUCAUCCGUUUACUCUUCUCGGGGCCCCAACGAACCAUUCACGUGCACUUUCGAAGAAUUUAGAAAAAAAUAUUUAUUAAAAGAUGAAAGUUCCGUUACAAUGAAAAUGAAUUCAGCUAACCUUAUUUUAGAUGAUAUAUUAAAUACUAGGGAUAAUGUUAACGUAGUUUGUAAUGAAGAUUAUUAUAGGAAUCAGGAUUUUAAUAUAAAUAAAAUACAGGAAACGGAUUUACGUAGUUUAGAUUCACCUUCGACUGUGAUACAUUGUAAUCAUGGUGCUCCCACUUCGGUUUUUACACCCUACGAUUUACCCUUUACAUAUAAGGCACAUUGUCAAACGAAAAUGGAUAAAACAUCAUCAUAUCAACAACCCGUUUGCGAUUGUUACACGAUAGAGAAUACCAACGAAAAUCAUGAAAAACAAAAAAAAGUUUCGCUUUUGGAAAAAUUACAAAAUUUUCACCGGAAAUACAACAUUCAUUCCGUAUAUAAAAUAGUACAAAAAAAUUCACCUGAUAAAAUUCAAAAAGAAUUUUUUAAUUCAAAUUUUUUCUCAUCAUUUCCAAUUUAUUUAGGUGAGGACAAAACAAUCAUAACAAAAGAAUAUGGAAAAAAUAAAACGGAUAACGCACUUCCUGAAUCUUAUAAUCCAUAUCCAAAAAGAAUGAUAUUAGAUUUGGUACAAUCUGCAGAAAGUUCACAGUGCGGUGAUAAAAAUUGUUGCGAUGAUAAUAAUAAAACAACACAAGUUAUCAGGUGUACUUGUUCUGGAGAAACGGAAACGGUUCGUUAUCCACAAAGAAACGAAUGCAAUUGUGAUUAUUGUAAAAAACACAACAGCAACAACAGCGUCGUCAUUUUAAAAAGGUAUAAAAUGAAAAUUGAAAGUCAUCACAGUCACAUUGAAGAACAUAAAAAGGAUAGAAUUGCUCAAAUGGUUAAUAAUAAUAAUAAUAAUAACAACAACAACGAUAUCAUCAUUGAUAAUGAUAAAAAUUAUAAGAAAAAAUUAAAAGAAGAAUUAUUAAAAGAGCUCCAGGUUCGAUAUACGGAAUGUUUAGUUGAAAAAACAGACGAAGUGGCGACAAAAUUUUGGGGAGAAGUUUUUGGCGCUUUCGAAGUCGGAGUAGCAUUUUUCAUAUCAUUUUUUCUACAGUUAUACAGGUUUCUUUUUACUAGUAUAAUAAGGUCACUCACAGUUGGACUCCUUCAGAUAUUUUCUGAUUAUUUUUUUAAACCUUUUUUAACGAUAAUAUUUAAUGGUAUAAUACAACCUUUUUUAAUUUUAGGAUACAAUAUAGCAACUUCAUUUAGGGAUCUUUGCUUACCAAUAUCACAAACAUUUGGAUUUUUUGCAAAAGAAAUAGCUAAUUUAUGUAGGUCUUGUAGGUUAGUCGAUGUUAAUAAAUAUAGUACACCGCCAUCUUGUCAUUGUGGAAGUAAAGUGUAA